Messenger RNA from Zingiber officinale, 1199 nucleotides. RefSeq lists its product as uncharacterized. The coding region runs from base 90 to 1037 and encodes 315 amino acids. Gene Ontology annotation, molecular function: DNA-binding transcription factor activity. The transcript is spliced from 2 exons. The record is from RefSeq and is a predicted model, not a curated record. NCBI's taxonomy places the organism in Eukaryota, Viridiplantae, Streptophyta, Magnoliopsida, Zingiberales, Zingiberaceae.
AUCGAUGUGUUGUUGGCCUCGUCCCACAAUAUAUACCUGACCGACUCGGUAGCGCCUCCUUCAGUCGCAGCCAGUCGUUAGCUUCGACCAUGGCGACGUCCUUCUUCCUGUGGCCCUCUUCGCAGAACAAGCCGGAAGAGGCCGGCGGAGGCGGCGCAGCCAGUGGUUACCCCGCUGGAGCUACGGUGGCGAAGGCAAAGAUUCGGAAAGGAGGGGGAGGGGCUAAGACGGCCGGGCCAAAGCGGCCUCCGCAGCGCGGCCUUGGUGUCGCGCAGCUCGAGCAGAUCCGCCUCCAGGAACUCGGCACUCCCCCCCACGAUCUUCAGCCUUUCAGUUUCCAACAGCUCAGCCCCGUCGCUGCCGGCCCUUCGGCCAUCUAUGGCGCACCCGUCUCAUACACCGUAGGCCUUCCAAUGCACGGGUACCUCCAUCGACUCCGCCCGAUGUCGGUGACCUCCUUCGGUGGAGCUUCGGCUGGCUCCGCCGCCCGACCUGUGCUUGCAGAUCCGUUCGCGCUGGAUGGCCACCGGAGGACUGCGGCGGAAGACAGGUUCCGCGUCGGAGGUCCAUUCCCAGAGCCCCCUUCAAACCAAAUUACCCAAUGCCUCUCCGAUCAGUGCGAGUUCUGCGCCAGAGUGAGUUACCCAACUCCAUCUCUCUCUCUCCCCCUUCAAAUAAACUUCUCCUCGCACGCUUCUUUUUUAUUAAACUUGCUUCAGAAGAAACGUCUCUUCGGCAAUAACCAAUCGCCCAAUCUGUCCAACGGAGGCGCCGAUUACUUCGAGAUGAACCUCGCUGCUGCAAUGUCUGUAAAUCUGGAGUAUGGCUGCCACCAGACAAAGCUGAAGCCAUCAGAGAAGAAGGAGAGGGAAGCAAUCAAGGAGUUCGAUUUCUUCCCAUCGUCGAGCAGCCUGAGAGCAUCCAUCGAUGGCGCCUCAUCUAUGUUUGCUGAUCGAACGGCGCCUGGUGAUGCUUCCUCCUCUCUUUUCUUCGCCACUGCUACCCCUCUCGAUCUCUCGCUUAAGCUAUCAUUGUAAUUAAUUAUCCCCUCCAUUACUAGUAUAUGUUGAUCGGCGAGCUAUGUUUUAAUUGCGUAUCUCUAUCUACUUCUCCAUGAGCUUAAUCUUCUAUCUCGAACUUUUAUUUCGAUCAGUUGUUUGCUCAAUUUGCAAUAAUGAUUAGGAAUUGGACAAAUAUCC